Entamoeba dispar SAW760 is the source of this 759-nucleotide messenger RNA. RefSeq names its product ariadne RING finger, putative. Lineage: Eukaryota; Evosea; Mastigamoebida; Endamoebidae. Gene Ontology annotation, biological process: positive regulation of proteasomal ubiquitin-dependent protein catabolic process; ubiquitin-dependent protein catabolic process; protein polyubiquitination. Gene Ontology annotation, molecular function: ubiquitin conjugating enzyme binding; zinc ion binding; ubiquitin protein ligase activity. Gene Ontology annotation, cellular component: ubiquitin ligase complex; cytoplasm. The transcript has 3 exons. The record is from RefSeq and is a predicted model, not a curated record. Bases 1 to 759 code for a protein of 252 amino acids.
AUGCAAACUAAUUAUCCUUCAAUAGACUUCGAAUUUCUUUUAAAAAGUGAUAUAGCUACAAGAAAGAAAUUGAUUAAGGACUAUAUUGAUCAAAGAAGAAUGUCAUUUUCUCAUAAACAAGAUGAUGUAAUUAAUUGUUCUAUUUGUUAUGCAGAUGUUGACCAAUCUUUUUUUUACACAAAUCCUAAAUGUGGACAUAGUUUUUGUCUUAGUUGUAUAUCAGAACAUGCUAAAGAAAAAAUUAAACAAGCAAGUGGACCUAUCCUUUGUCCAGAAGAAAAUUGUAACAAAGAAAUAUCAUAUAACGAUUUAAUUAGUUAUGGUAUUAUAUCUGACCCAGAUUUAUUAGAAAAGUAUAACUCUACACUAACAAGAAUUAGACUUGACAAUGACCCUAACACUUUAUACUGUAUUAAAUGUGGUACACCUAUGAUUGGAGAACCUGGAAUUACUAUGGUGAGAUGUGUAAAAUGUAAUUAUUGUUUCUGUUGUAAAUGUAAAGAACAAUGGCAUGCUGACUGUACUUGUGAACAGUAUCAAAGAUGGAAAAAAGAAAAUAGUAUGGGUGAUGAUGCUUUUAAAGUUUAUAUCAAAAAAAAUACUAAAUUAUGUCCUCAAUGUCACAAACCAAUUGAAAAAAAUGGUGGUUGUAAUUGUAUGACAUGUAAGUGUGGUUACCAGUUUUGCUGGCUUUGUAUGCAACCAUAUACUAAAACUCAUUGGAAAAACAAUAAAACUGGAUGUACUCAAUAUUCUUAA